This is a messenger RNA of Cryptotermes secundus, 1340 nucleotides long. It is a transcript of the gene Rpn9, whose product is annotated as 26S proteasome non-ATPase regulatory subunit 13. The record is from RefSeq and is a predicted model, not a curated record. Gene Ontology annotation, molecular function: structural molecule activity. NCBI's taxonomy places the organism in Eukaryota, Metazoa, Arthropoda, Insecta, Blattodea, Kalotermitidae. The coding region runs from base 49 to 1206 and encodes 385 amino acids. Gene Ontology annotation, biological process: ubiquitin-dependent protein catabolic process. Gene Ontology annotation, cellular component: cytosol; nucleus; proteasome regulatory particle, lid subcomplex. The transcript has 8 exons.
CGUCGUCGAUCGUAGAGACCGUGGAGACAAUGUGUUUAGCUCGUAAUCAUGGCGGCUGUUACGUUUAAGGAUGUUAGCGAUUAUCUGUCGUUUAAACAGCGUAAGGAAUCUGAUAAGGAUGUAGUAGGGGAAUGGGCUCAGUUGGAAGAAUUAUAUAACAAGAAAUUAUGGCACCAGUUAACAUUGAAAUUGGAGAGGUUUGUGAAACAUGAGUCACUUCAGAAAGGGAAUAAUCUUCUUCAGUUGUAUAACAAUUUUAUUCAUGCGUUUGAGAAUAAAAUAAAUCCUCUGUCUCUAGUUGAGAUACUUGCACACAUUAUAGUGCAGUUUGAAGAUAAGAAAGAAGCCAUUCAGUUCUUGGAGAAGACAGAAGCAAAAGUGAAGGGCAGUAAUGAGGCUGUUGCAUUGUGCAAAGUUCUCAGUGGCCAGAUUCUAUUAGAACAGUUGGGAGACCAAGAAGGAACAAAGAGAGUGAUUGAAGAUGUAGAGAAAAUCCUGGAUGAUGCAGAUGGUAUAACAUCAGUGCAUGGCCGGUACUACCUCCUUGCCAGCCAGUUCUAUCGCUUACAAGGGAAGCAUGCAGACUAUUACCAUACAGCUCUAAGGUACUUGGGUUGUGUGGAACUGUCUGACUUGAAUCAAAGUGAACAGGAGCAACAUGCGUUCUUCCUUGGUCUUGCCGCUCUCCUUGGGGAAGGUGUAUAUAACCUUGGAGAACUGCUGGCUCAUCCAGUCCUGGAAAUGCUUAAGUCUACAGACAAGGCAUGGCUAGUAGAUCUCCUGUAUGCUUUUAACACUGGAGACAUUGUCCUGUUUGAGAAGAUGAAGCCCCAGUGGUCCAGUAUUGCUGACUUGGCAGCACAGGAGCUAAAACUGCGACAGAAAAUCUCUCUUCUUUGCCUGAUGGAAAUGACAUUCAAGCGACCUGCCACAGACCGACAGUUAACCUUUGAGGAGAUAUCUCGAGAAACACGUCUGCCUCUGAAUGAGGUUGAAUUGUUAGUGAUGAAAGCUCUAGCACAGGGGUUGGUACGUGGAGCUAUUGACCAAGUGGCCUGCAAUGUACACAUGACAUGGGUACAGCCCAGAGUGCUAGACAAACAACAGAUAUCUUCCAUGGUUCAGCGUCUGGAUUGCUGGUGCAAGGAUGUUAAUUCCAUGGAGCUGCUACUAGAAACUAAGGCUCAUGAGUUCCUGACUUUGUAAAGUAUUACCUGCAUAGGAGUGAAAGCAGUUUCAUAUUUAAUUCCCUUGAAUAUAUUUGUAAAACAUGUUUAUCAUCAUUGAUCAGGAUAAGAAUAUGUAUCUUUGCAUUAAAAUAUUAAAGUACUGCAUUAACA